AUGCAGAAACUGCAGAUACGUUCCCGAUCAUUGGAACAAAUAUCGAGAGAUUUGAUCGACUACAUUUGACCGAUCGACAGCUGGGAGAUAUCCGCGGACGAGAUCAUCGUGGGGCCGCGAAUCGGCUCGGGCUCCUUCGGUACGGUCUACAAGGCGCACUGGCACGGCCCCGUGGCCGUGAAGAAGCUCAAAGUCAAGAUACCGACCCAGGCGCAGCUGCAGGCCUUCAAGAACGAGAUGAUCUUGUUGAGCAAGAUGCGCCAUGAUAAUAUACUGCUUUUUUUAGGCUAUUUAAGCAAACCACCACUGGCCAUUGUGACGCAGUGGUGCGAGGGCUCGUCUUUGUACAAGCACUUGCACGUGUUCGAGUCCAACUUCGAACUGCCGACGCUUAUAAAGAUCGCCCGACAGGUCGCUCAGGGAAUGAGCUAUCUCCACGCCAAGAACAUCAUUCAUCGCGAUUUGAAAAGUCGGAAUAUCUUCCUGCGCGACGAUCUCACGGUGAAGAUCGGCGACUUCGGCCUGGCCCUAGACAAGACGCGCUGGGCCGGCCCGCUGCAGUGCCACCAACCGUUCGGCUCGAUCUUGUGGAUGGCACCGGAAGUUAUUAGAAUGAACGAUGAGAAUCCAUACACGUUCCAGUCGGACGUCUACGCGUUCGGCGUCGUGCUGUACGAGCUGCUUGCCAGUCAGCUGCCCUACUCCAACAUCAGCAACAAGGAGCAGAUCCUGUUCAUGGUCGGCCGCGGCUACCUGCGCCCGGACCUCACCAAGCUGCGCUCGGAGACGCCUCAAGCGCUGCGCCGCCUCAACGAGGACUGCAUCGAGUACGCCCGCGAGAAGAGGCCGCUCUUCAGUCAGAUCUUGACGACUCUCGAGAGCCUGCCGAAAAUAAAACGCUCGGCCUCCGAGCCUCAUCUCGGGACGCAGGUACGGAACAACGACUUCUUGAAUUGGAAUGAUCGGUAUUUAAAUUAA
Molecule: messenger RNA, 978 nt
Organism: Trichogramma pretiosum
Lineage: Eukaryota; Metazoa; Arthropoda; Insecta; Hymenoptera; Trichogrammatidae
Product: raf homolog serine/threonine-protein kinase phl-like
Exons: 1
Biological process (GO): protein phosphorylation
Molecular function (GO): ATP binding; protein kinase activity
Source: RefSeq, a predicted model, not a curated record